Messenger RNA from Mangifera indica (mango), 1795 nucleotides. Its product is annotated as tRNA (adenine(37)-N6)-methyltransferase. Bases 111 to 1247 code for a protein of 378 amino acids. The transcript is spliced from 9 exons. NCBI's taxonomy places the organism in Eukaryota, Viridiplantae, Streptophyta, Magnoliopsida, Sapindales, Anacardiaceae. The record is from RefSeq and is a predicted model, not a curated record.
AAGAACCCUAACCUUAAUGGGCCUACGCCCUUCCCCUAACAACGGCAAUCAAGACGACUCAACCAGAAAAUCAUUUGGGAGAAGAAUCCCCGUCGACUUCAACCCAAACUAUGACCUCCAAAACCCACUCCAAACGCUUAAUCUUGGUAGCAGUCGUAGCAGUCUCUGCUUCCACUGCCAUCUCUGUUUUUAUAUGGAGAAAGAUUAAAGGGUUAGAGAGAUCUUUGAACUCUGCUUUACAAAAAUGUGCUGCAGAGAGACAAGGUCGUAUCAGAGCUCAACAGGCUUUGAGGGAAGCUUUAGCACAACCCCACUCUGAAAAUGUAGAACAUACGUCUUAUCCCAUGGCUUCUAUUGGUGUAGUUCAUUCUUGCUUCUCUACGAGAAAUGGGACACCAAGGCAACCUUUAAUUGUUCCUCUUGCUAGGGCUUGUUUGGUGUUUGAUGCAUCUCGUGUUCCUCCAGCUUCCCUUGAGGGUCUUGGAGAAUAUUCUCAUUGCUGGAUUAUAUAUGUGUUCCAUUUAAAUACAGAUCUGGAGAAAUUAUGGAAGCAUCCAUCAAAAUCAAAAUUUAAGGCUAAGGUGAGAGUACCAAGAUUAAAAGGUGAAAGGAUGGGAGUCUUUGCUACACGUUCUCCACAUCGGCCAUGCCCUAUUGGCCUCACUGUUGCAAAGGUGGAGGCAGUGCAAGGAAAUAUGGUUCUGUUAUCUGGUGUGGAUCUGGUUGAUGGGACGCCUAUACUGGAUGUCAAACCAUAUCUUCCAUACUGUGACAGCAUUCACAGAGCAACAGUGCCAGAGUGGGUAAAGGUGGACAAUAUUUUAGCCAUUGCUUCUAUCAGCUUCUCUGAGGGAUUCUUUUCUACACUUGUUGAUUGUUGGGACAUUAUUGAAAAUAAGUCACUCUAUGCAUCACCUGAUGAGUUUCAGAGCUUAAUCAAAGAGGUACUUUCAUGGGAUAUCAGAUCAGUUUCCCAGCGAAAUCGGCCUCAUGAAUCCCUUAUUAAGAUGGGAAAUGGCAAUGCUUUAGGCAAUACUUCAGAUUUGGAUGACGAUCAAGAUGAAGAGCAAGUUCCUAUUCCUUCUGAGUGCAUAAUUUACCAUCUGAUCUUGGAAGGAGUGGAUGUCUCAUAUAGAAUUGACUUCAACGACAAUGUCAUUGUCGAAAAAGCAAAAAUUUCAUCUGAAUUCUCUAGUAGUAAUAGAAAUCGUUGCAACUACUUAAUGUGGAGAGAGCAACUAAAUUGAUUCAUUGUUUCAAACCCCUGUACUUGGAAAAGAAAGCUUCAACCUAUAAAUGCAUCUCCAAGAACAGAAACCAAGAACAUAUUGAAACUUUAGGUCUUGAAGUCAGUCUUGUUGGUGCAUGAUGGUAAAUUUUGUCAUAUCCCAACUCCUUGAUGCCUCUACACUGCAAACACCAAAGAUAAUAACCAGCCAAUGCUGCCAUGAAAAAGAUGGACUUGGUUUUGCAUUUUGGUCGACACAGAGACUUGGAUCUAAAACAGAGAUCUUCUACUUUUAUAACUUCUCUAACUGGCAAGCUCCACCGGUGUAAAAAGCAGCAUUAACUUCUGCUUAGCUGUUGAAUUUUUCAGCUGAUAGAUAAGAUCUCAUCUUUUUAUUUCCAAGACUGCAUUGUACUUUGUGUUACUACUAUCUAAUAUCGAGCUAGAACACCUUAUUGACUAGUCUCAACAACAAUAAGAGGGAUGUAUAAACAGUCAAAUGACAGAUAUAGCUAUUAGAAUAGGGUUGGAUGAAUGUGCUCCCUUUUAUAUACCGAAGUUGACUUA